AUGCCGGCUGCUACGCUACCGCACUCGCGCAGUGCGCGCAUCCCGCUCGCCGCCCGGCACGAUGUCACCAACUCCGGCAUGGAUGAGGACGGGUGGGGACCUCUAUCCGUCCCGCCUUCCAGUCAGGCUGCUGUGCCAUGGGACGACCAGGUGGUGCCUGCAUUGCGGCGCAAGCUCGAGCAGCAGUCGCGCGACUUAUCCAAGCGCAUUAGCCGGAUCGAAGAGAGCGACGCCGGAUGGGCACGACCUCGCGAGUCGACUGACCGCCGGGACGCCCGGGCAUCGCGCGAGAUCGUCCACACGCAUCGCGAGUCGUCCAUAGACCAGUACCACAACCGCUUCGCCACGAUGCGCCCCGCCCGAUCCCGCGCAGACGUGGCCGCAUCCAGCUUUCCUUUUGCCGAGUCCCCCGCACCCCGAUCCAGUGGCUCGAGCGAUGCAACGCAGCGAGCGAGGGAGAAGGCACGCCAGAUCGCCGCGCGCCAACACGCUGCACGCCUCAGCCAAGCCUCAACCGACUCAGCGCAGUUGGGAAGCAGCAUUGAGCCGAUUCCAGAAGUUGACCGCACGUCGUUCGAACGCAGACGCAUACGCACACACUCGACGCCCAUGCGCCCCAGCAUCGACACGCCCGCACCCAUUCCCUCCCCACCACCUCUGCCUACACACCAGCGAACGACAUCGCUAUCUCGACGCAAAGCAGCCGCACUCGACCCGAAGCUGAUCGAAGAGUUCGGGCCGCUCGGUAGCUCCUCGCCCAACGCACGUCGCGUCCACCUCGACGAUGCCUCGCCCAUGCGCCGCACGCAGCCGGACGCAUUCAAGUCGCUGUCGGAUGCAUCCCUGACGCCCGAGCGCGUGCGCGGGAUGCGCGAGGCCUCAGCCCCACCUGCCUUCGGCCGCACGGACGAGUUCGGCGCACUUGGUCCACCCGCUUCGCUCGCGGCAUCGCCCAGCAGGAGCGUCAACGACUGGGAGGACCAGAUCAUCCCCACCGUCGCACGCAAGCUACAGCAGCAGCAACUGCUCGCCGGCAACAGCACACGCACCCACGAGGCGCUCAUCGAUACCUGGGACCGCAACGGCCUGCCGCUCAGCCAGACCGACUUUGCUGCACAGCAACGCGCCGCCAGGCUCGAGGCCGAAGCACGCGAUGCCCAAGUACACCAGCCCGAGCCCGCAGUUCAGCCCGAGCCAGAGCGACCACUUGCGAGCGAGGUGAGCGAGGUGCCGACGGAGCACAGGGCUAGAUCGAGGAACAGUCAGCGCCGUGCACAGCAACGUCUCACGCAGCAGCAGGAACAAGUGCCCUUGCAAGAAAUCGCGCCGCCAAAUGGGCAGCAGACAUACGCAGCGCAGCCAGUGCAGCCAGUCACGGCACCCUCACCGCCGCCGACGAAGCGCACAGACACGCACGGCAAUGCACGUCCCGCGCCGAAGCUUUUCAUGAGCCGCGCGCGAGCAGUUGACCUUGGUCUCACUCCCACCACCACGGGCAAUAUGCGGAUUCUGCUGGUAGCGAUAGUCUUGGUGUGCGUUGCACGCGCAGGCGCCGUGACGUACGACGUGCUUCACCGCAUCUCCACCUUCUCGACCACGCCCGAGUGGACGGUGCGCGGCGCACUCUCGCUCAACGCCUCGGACGCCGUGCUUACCACCACGCUCUCGACCUCGGACAUCGAGGCCCUUCGUACCGCUGCUGCUGCUGCUGCGCAGGAGGAGUGGUACUCCAUCGCCCUUUCCACUGGCGGUAACGUACACGCAUCGACCUCGAUCCCGCUCUGCCAUCUGCGCCAAUCCCAUCCGGACCUGCUCAGUAUCGAUGACACGCUCACCCUCACCACCCGUGGCGCAGGCCUGACCAACAUCGCAUACCGCAUCAACGAUAUCACCCUUGACCCCAUCUGCCCCCUCCAAACCACCACAAAGCUCACCGCACUCAGGGAACAGGCCAAGAAGGAGCGACAGAGGCAGCUCGCCCGACGCUCGAACCGCGGUAAACAAGUGGCGACGCCGCAAGCCAAGGUGGAAUUCAACACGCACCUCGUCGUACUAAGCCCAGUGGUGCCGCCAAAGCCGCAGCUCAAACAGGCCCUACCGACCAACGAGGACGGGACGGUGCAGACGCCACCGCCCGAAAAGACGUUCCUGCAAAAGUACUGGUUCUACCUCAUCCCCAUCGCCAUCCUCCUCAUCAUGCCCGCUGGCGACGAAGAACCCAAACCUGCCCCCGCUCCCGCCAAAUAA
Messenger RNA from Moesziomyces aphidis, 2247 nucleotides. NCBI's taxonomy places the organism in Eukaryota, Fungi, Basidiomycota, Ustilaginomycetes, Ustilaginales, Ustilaginaceae. The record is from the annotation of a GenBank genome assembly.